This is a messenger RNA of Maudiozyma saulgeensis, 2730 nucleotides long. Lineage: Eukaryota; Fungi; Ascomycota; Saccharomycetes; Saccharomycetales; Saccharomycetaceae. The record is from the annotation of a GenBank genome assembly.
AUGAAAUCUGACUUUAAAUUUUCGAACCUUUUAGGUACGGUUUAUAGACAAGGUAAUAUUGUGUUUUCUGAUGAUGGGAAACAAUUAAUUUCACCAGUAGGUAACAGAGUCUCUGUAUUCGAUUUGAUCAAUAAUAAGUCAUUCACCUUUGAAUAUGAACACAGAAAAAACAUUGCUACUUUAGACUUAAACAAACAAGGAACACUACUACUAUCGGUUGAUGAGGACGGACGUGCAAUCCUUGUUAAUUUCAAAUCUAGAAACGUUUUGCAUCAUUUUAACUUCAAAGAUAAAUGUUACCAGGUAAAAUUUAGUCCAGAUGGUAAACUUUUUGCAUUGGCAACUGGUAGAUUCCUGCAGAUCUGGAAAACACCAGAAGUUAACCAGGACAGACAGUUUGCACCAUUCGUCCGGUAUAGAAUUCAUGCAGGUCACUUCCAAGAUAUAUUAUCCUUAACGUGGUCUCCAGACUCUAGAUUUAUCAUUUCAACCUCUAAGGACUUGACAGCAAAGAUAUGGUCUAUUGAUUCAGAUGAAAAAGAUCUUGCUUCUACAACAUUUGCUGGUCAUAAGGACUAUGUAAUGGGUGCAUUUUUUAGUGCUGACCAAGAAAACAUUUACACAGUCAGUAAGGAUGGUGCAUUGUUUAUAUGGGAAUACUCUCAAAAGAGAAAUGAAGGAGAUGAAGAAGAUAAUGAGGAUGAAGUGGAUAUUUCGAAAUAUAGUUGGAGGAUUGCCAAAAAACACUUCUUUUAUACAGGACAAAUAAAGGUCAAAUGUGUCACAUUCCAUUCAAAAUCUAAUAUGUUGGUGGUUGGUUUUAGUAAUGGUGAAUUUCGCUUAUAUGAACUACCUGAAUUCACAUUAAUACAGCAACUUUCUAUGGGGCAGAAUCCAGUUAAUGCAGUGACGAUUAAUGAAUCAGGUGAAUGGCUAGGAUUCGGUUCUAGUAAACUAGGACAAUUGCUUGUCUACGAAUGGCAAUCAGAAUCCUAUAUAUUGAAACAACAAGGUCAUUUUGAUGCAACGAAUAGUUUAACUUAUUCUCCCGAUGGUUCUCGUGUAGUCACUGCAGCAGAAGAUGGGAAGAUUAAAGUGUGGGAUGUUGCAUCCGGGUUCUGUUUAGCAACAUUUGAUGAACAUACAUCAUCCGUUACUCAAGUUCAAUUCGCUAAAAAAGGCCAAGUCUUGUUCUCAUCUUCUAUUGAUGGUACAGUGAGGGCUUGGGAUUUAAUAAGAUAUCGUAAUUUCAGAGUUUUUACAGCAGCAGAGAGAAUUUCUUUUAAUUCCCUUGCAGUUGAUCCAUCCGGAGAAGUUGUAUGUGCAGGUUCUCUUGAUAGUUUCGAUAUUCAUGUUUGGUCAGUUCAAACUGGUCAAUUAUUAGAUACGUUGUCAGGUCAUGAGGGACCAAUUUCUGCACUCGCAUUCAGCCAAGAAAACAGUGUUUUGGCAUCAGCAUCUUGGGAUAAGACUAUCAGGAUUUGGUCUAUCUUUGGUAGAUCUCAACAAGUGGAACCUAUUGAAGUUUAUUCCGAUGUUUUGGCAUUAGCUAUAAAACCUGAUGGUACAAGCGUUGCUGUUUCUACCUUAAAGGGUCAAAUCACUAUUUUUGACAUACAAGAGGGUAAGCAAAUCGGUAACAUUGACUGUAGAAGAGAUAUAAUAUCAGGUAGAAACCUUGAAGAUAGAUUUACGGCCAAGAACUCUGAAAGAUCGAAAUUUUUCACCACUAUUAACUAUAGUUUCGACGGUCUAGCUAUCGUUGCAGGUGGUAACAAUAAUUCCAUAUGUUUGUACGAUGUUCCAAAUGAAGUAUUAUUAAGACGGUUUAUAGUUUCGAAGAAUAUGACUUUGAAUGGUACUUUGGAAUUCUUGAAUAGUAGUAAGAUGACCGAAGCGGGCUCUUUGGAUUUGAUAGAUGAAGACGGGGAAAAUUCAGAUUUAGAAGAUAGAAUAGAUAAUACCCUACCAGGUUCUAGGAGAGGUGGUGAUCUAUCGACCAGAAAAUUAAGACCUGAAGUUAGAGUUACAUCUGUCGAGUUUUCUCCAACUGCGACAGCAUUCGCAGCAGCCUCAACAGAAGGUUUGCUAAUCUACUCUGUAGAUGAUUCUAUUUUCUUCGAUCCUUUUGAUUUAGAUGUAGAUGUCACUCCACAGUCGACCAUUGAAGCCUUGGAAGGGAAAGAAUACUUGAAUGCAUUAGUUAUGUCUUUCAGAUUGAAUGAAGAGUAUUUAGUGAAUAAAGUGUACGAAACAAUUCCUUUAUCUGAAAUCUCAUUAGUGGCAAACGGCGUACCAGUUGUAUAUUUGACAAAACUAUUAACUUUCAUUGGUAAUUUUGCAUUAGAAUCACAGCAUGUAGAAUUCAAUUUGAUAUGGAUUAAGAAUAUAUUAUCGGCACACGGUAAUUACAUUAAUUUGCACAAGAAUAUAUUUGUUACACCAAUGAGGGCAAUUCAAAGGUUUAUUGGUAGAAUCGCUAAAGAAGUAACAACCUUAAGCAUGGAGAACAAAUAUACUUACAGAUUUUUGACAUCGACCGAUGGAACUGUUGUUCAGGAUGAUGAAGAGGUCGAAAAUUUGUCUAACGAUGAAGAUACUGCUGACGAAGAGGAUGCUGUCCUGCAAUCUGAUGAAGAUGAUGAAGAAGGUUGGGUCGGCUUCGAAGGCAAAGAUAAUAAACUUCCGUUAGAAAACGAAGAUGAAUCAUCUGAUGAGGAACUCAUUUAA